This is a messenger RNA of Phytophthora sojae, 1143 nucleotides long. RefSeq lists its product as hypothetical. The record is from RefSeq and is a predicted model, not a curated record. The coding region runs from base 1 to 1143 and encodes 380 amino acids. Lineage: Eukaryota; Oomycota; Peronosporomycetes; Peronosporales; Peronosporaceae. The transcript has a single exon.
AUGGCUUCCCAGGGCGUCCCCUUCCAGGCGCUGGAGCUCUCGCCCGAGGAGGAGCAGAACUGUCGGGACCGCUCCUUCCUGCUGCUGGACCGGACGCUGCGCAGCUACGACGAGCGCGACGGCCAGGAGAACAUGGGUCGCCCCACGACGCCGCGGCACCACUCCGACCUGGACAGCAACCGCUGGAAGCAGCUCAAGACGCAGGCGAACGCGUCGCUCUACAUCGAGCGCAGCAACAGCGCGCACCGGGACGACAACCUCCUCGGCAGCGACUGGAAAAAACCCAUGGUGUUCCUCAUGGUCGGGACUAUCGAGGGCGAGCUGGACGAGGUCAUGCUCGGCGUGGAGACGCCCAUCAUCGCCAGUCUCCGAGACCGCAACGAGAUGCUGGCCAUGAAGCCCGUGGACUGCGCCGUCUUAGCGGAGCUCGCUGGCCCCACCGAGGCGGACCCAUUCCAGUACAUGGGCAUCCAGUGGAUGGCCUUCAAGCACGGCUGGCCGCUCAAAACCGUCUCGUCACCGCGAGACUUCGUGACGCUCGCGUCUAAGGGAACCAUGACGCGCGGCAACAGCGACCGCAUCGGGUACCAGGUGGUGCAGCCGGCCAACCUCCCGCAGUGUCCGCCACUGCCCGGGUCGAUGCGCACGCCGCUCAUGUACGCGGCCAUCUUCAGGCAGCAGGAGCCGGGCAUCGUCGACGUCUUCGUGCAGACGUACAUCGAGACGCAGAGCGCCCUGCUCAACAAAGUCGUGGUCUCGGCCACGUGGAAGUCCACGAUGGACCUGUGGGUGGCGCCGCAGCUCGCGGAGAUGAAGAAGCUGCAGUGGUGCAUCGCCAACUGCAAGGCGCAGCGGCGCCAGCUCCAACGACAGGCGUCUCCGUCGGCCAAAGACAACUGCAAGCUGUGUCUCGAGAAGCGCAAAAUGCGGGGAAGCGACGUGGACGACAAGACCGCAUGCGUGCUGUGCGUGUCGCCCACGUGCGCCAAGUGCCGCGUGGAGAAAACCCUCGAGGCGAUUGACGAACGCCGCCUCAAGCUCACAGACCACUCGGUCAUCGUGUGUAGAGCCUGCAUGGUGUUUGUGCGGCACAUGCGACCUGUGGACAUUGUCACGCAUACGCUAAAGCCUGCGUCAAGUUAG